This is a messenger RNA of Teleopsis dalmanni, 738 nucleotides long. RefSeq lists its product as uncharacterized. Bases 125 to 298 code for a protein of 57 amino acids. The record is from RefSeq and is a predicted model, not a curated record. NCBI's taxonomy places the organism in Eukaryota, Metazoa, Arthropoda, Insecta, Diptera, Diopsidae. The transcript is spliced from 4 exons.
GCACAUUUGUUGUUUAGCCAGUUUGCAUAUUUUAAUUGUUAGGAUUAGUUCGGUUUUGCACAUAGUGUGAAUUUCUUAAGGGGCGACAUAUAAUAUCUUAGAGUGGUGAAUUAUUUAACAGAUAAUGGCUAUAGACGGCUUUGGUGUAUACGAUGUCCUGAAAUUUGUGAUAACUUUUAGUGCUGGAAUCUAUACCGGUGUCUACAUAAGCCAGAACUAUGACGUACCACGGGUAGACCAACCUUCAAAAUUUAUUGAAAGGAUCAAGGAAAUUGCCAAUGAUCACAAGAAAAAGUAAUUUUAUGGAGAAACCGUUUAUUUUAAGCAUUGUUAAGAAUAUGAAAUACAACUCAUUAACAUCAUGUGCUUUACAUUGAAUUUCUUGGCGAGAUUACUGAGAUUAUGAUUACUGUCAUUAAAGUCACGUCAAUGAGAAUAUAAUAUAGCCUAGUAUUUUCCAAACGAAAUAUGUGUUAUAGGCAGAGAUGAGAUAAAAUACUUUAAAAGACCCAAAAUGUGUAAAUUAUAGUCUAAUUUAAUUCAUAUAAUUCAUUUAUAAUUUAUAAAUGAAUUAAUAAAAUAUGAAAAUAAUUUCCACCUGAUCCGUCCAAAAUCAUAACAGUCAAUCAAAUGAAACCCUUACUAGACGGUUGGCAGUUGUGGAAAAAUUCAUUUCAUUUGCAAUAUUCAUUUUACACUUAACGAAUAAAUCACAACAAUAAAAAUAUUUUAAACUAA